This is a messenger RNA of Pseudopipra pipra, 4647 nucleotides long. It is a transcript of the gene LPAR3, whose product is annotated as lysophosphatidic acid receptor 3. Gene Ontology annotation, biological process: regulation of metabolic process; adenylate cyclase-activating G protein-coupled receptor signaling pathway. The record is from RefSeq and is a predicted model, not a curated record. NCBI's taxonomy places the organism in Eukaryota, Metazoa, Chordata, Aves, Passeriformes, Pipridae. Gene Ontology annotation, cellular component: cytoplasm; plasma membrane. Gene Ontology annotation, molecular function: lysophosphatidic acid receptor activity. Bases 566 to 1651 code for a protein of 361 amino acids. The transcript is spliced from 4 exons.
AGCGGGGCGGGCGGGCCCGCUGUGCGCGGAGGCGGCGGUGCUGCUCCGCUCCGCUCCGCACCGGGGCUGCCGGUGACAAGACCUGGAGAAGAAAGUGCUGCAAGGACAUGUGACAUGCCAAGAAAUAUGGGAUAUCCUAUCACUCAUCUUAUGCCUGGUGUGGACUUGGGCAGGAUCACUGAGGAUUCAGCUGCAUAGCUCUGUCAUGGCUGCACAGCUCCCUUGAGACCAGCCUAAUUCUGCUGGAAGGACUUAAAAUGAAGGUGUGAAGUAAACCACUGUCUGCAAGGCCCCUGGCCUUAUAAGUGCUUUCUGUGCCCAUGCUGGUACAGACAGCCAAGGGCUGCUUUUCUGCUCGGAAAGACUGGGAUGUAAACGAGCUCCAGCUGCUGUUUUGAUGCAGCUUCCAUGUGGAAAUCUCCAUGGACUGCCCUGUGACCCUGAGACCUCAGCUGGAUGCUUCUCUUCUCCUUCUUGCCUUACCUCAACACCUUAAGAGAUCUCUUUCGAAAUCAUUUGUCAUUUGAGCUCUGCUGUGUGACAGAUGCAGGGGCUCUAAUCCAGGAUGAAUGAAUGCUACUAUGAUAAGCGCAUGGACUUCUUCUAUAACAAGACAAAGACGGACACAGCAGAUGAGUGGACAGGGCCACAGCUCAUUGUUGUUCUGUGUUUUGGGACGUUUUUCUGCCUCUUCAUUUUUAUUUCAAAUUCAUUGGUCAUAGCAGCUGUGGUCAAGAACAAGAGGUUUCAUUUUCCCUUUUACUAUCUUUUGGCCAACUUAGCUGCUGCAGACUUCUUUGCUGGAAUUGCCUAUGUCUUCUUGAUGUUCAACACUGGCCCAGUGUCCAAGACAUUAACUGUUAACCGCUGGUUUUUGCGUCAGGGUCUCCUGGACACCAGCCUGACGGCUUCCCUGGUGAAUCUCCUCGUCAUAGCUGUUGAGCGGCACAUGUCAAUAAUGCGGAUGAAGAUCCACAGUAACCUCACAAAGAAGAGAGUCACCUUUUUAAUUAUAUCAAUUUGGGCCAUUGCUAUUUUCAUGGGUGCUGUUCCUACCCUGGGUUGGAACUGCCUCUGUGACAUUACUGUCUGCUCAUCCCUGGCACCUAUUUACAGCAGAAGUUACCUGGUAUUCUGGAGUGUCUUAAACCUGGUUGUCUUCUUCAUUAUGGUGGUGGUUUACAUAAGAAUCUACAUGUACGUCCAGAGGAAGACUAACGUCUUGUCAUCACACACUAGUGGAUCCAUUAGCCGUAGGAGAACCCCUGUGAAGCUCAUGAAGACUGUCAUGACUGUCUUAGGUGCCUUUGUUGUCUGCUGGACGCCUGGCCUGGUCGUCUUACUGCUUGAUGGUCUGAACUGUACCUACUGUGGGAUUCAGAAUGUUAAAAGAUGGUUUCUUCUCCUGGCCCUGUUGAACUCUGUCAUGAACCCAAUAAUUUAUUCAUACAAAGAUGAUGAGAUGUGGGCUACCAUGAAAAGGAUGAUUUUCUGCUCCUCUGAGGAUAAGAGUCAGGACAGACGCUCAUCUCGGAUCCCCUCAACAGUUCUCUGCAGGAGCACGGAUACCUCAGGGCACUACAUUGAAGAUGGCAUUAUUCAAGGAACAAUCUGUGGAAAAGGAGAUCUUGGUAACAAAGGAAACUCCUGAGCUAUGCAAAGAACUGACUUGGCUGCAAAAGGAGAGGGGGAAGGGAGAGGCUUUGUAAGAGAAGAUUGACUGGCAAAGCUAGUAAACAAUAUAUCCACUUUGUUCCAGAGCCUCAACUCCAGUGUUAACAAAAGUUCUUAUAAAUAAUUGCCUGAUGGAAAAACACUUUGUAAUGAAGAAAACUUUCUGUGCUGCCAUCUUUCUCCUUUUUUUCUUUUAAGUACAUGAAAUUGUUUUUUCAUGUGAACGGAAUAAAUACCUCUCUGAGACUUCUUGUGCAUGGAAGCAAAAUGUAAGCAAUGUACUAAGACCCUCCUUAAGCUCCUACGGAGAAAAUAAACCUGCCUGACUGUGCAGGUUUGGCAUUCAUUGAGUAUUUAUGCUUUGAACAGUUUCUGUGCAUCUUGAGAAGGAUUGUAGGCUUGGUUGGACAGAAUCGUGACCUGUUUUCUUGGUUUAUGAAGUUCAUGAAAUAGUUCAUGCUUACGUCCUUCUUUUUCCUCCAUAUCUUGCUUUCAAAAUAGGUACUUUGAUGGUUUAUUAAGGCUAUGCCAGAAACCUGGCUGUGAUGGGAUAGCCAGACCAGACAUCAGAGUGUGUGAGUAUGUCUGACCGUGGAUUGUCAGGACCUGAGAGUACAGAAAGCACAAAAGCCAUUAUUACUUCCGUAGUGGGGUGAGUGCUGCAAGGGGAGACAUUGCACUCUCUGCUGCUGUUGUGUAGGCAGGUGUUGAGGGUGGAUUAACAGAAAAGCAGUGAGGCUCAUUAUGCUCAUUUCUUACUUCCUCAGAUAAUAUCAAAUGGGUGUGCUCACUCUUCUUUACCUGCUGUGCCGCUGAGAGAAAUGAGAUCCAAAACUCUGUUUUACUAGGGUGAACUUUUAAGGGAAGUUUAAAUACACAUAUAUACAGGUUCAAUCAGCUACUUAAAAUAGAAAUUAAUUUACAGAAAAAAAAAGCCUGAAACCAAUUAAAACCCCUAUAAGAGUACAGUAUGCAUUGGUUGUCAGACCUUGUCUGGACCACAUUUAACCUCCAAUUUGCAAACAGAUCUUACUGGAACAGGUACUUGAGGAAGAGGCCAUGAAACAGUGAGCAAUGAAGGGCAUUCAGCAUUGUGACUAAUCAAAUCUAGCACUGGUGAAGCCACAACCCCAAAACAUAGCAAGAAACUGCAGGACAAGCUCAGGAGGAGCAGAGAUCUUGUGUUUCAGCUGCAAGCUAGCAAUAUAAAGCUCUAGGGUAAACUUUUAAAAUUUAAACUUUUAAAUUAAAAAUUGGAUUGUAGAUUUCUCAGUACUCUAAAAACCUGGCUCCUGCUGUCUGGUUUCAGCAACAGUGAGCUCCCUGUCUUAAUUUCAAAAGGAGUUACUUGACUUGCCUCCUAGAGAAAAUGUAAUCCACGGUAGUAAGGCAGGUGACCACAACCAGAGGUCACUUUGAAAAGUUUUAGAAAUUUUGAUCACUUGGAAUUGCCAGGAAACAACACCAAGAGCGUAUUGCAUGAAGCUGAAAGUCAGCUGUGAUUUGGACAAAUUCCUCCUCUGGUGCAACUUGAAUGUGGAUAUCUGGACUGUGUGGGUCAAAAGAGAACCAGCACUUGGCACAAAGGCCAAGUAGUGGAUUUGUAGAAUGCACUGGGGGAUUUCAUAGCAGCCCUUAUCUUACAAACACAGCAAGGCUCUGUUUGGAGAGCUCUCCCAAAACAUGCAUUAUCUCAUAGGGAUGUGGCCCAGUAUUCAAGGUAGAUGCUGUAUUUGAGUAAUGCUAAAAACCUUUACAUGUUUUUGCCAUUAUAAUGCAAUUUUCUUGUGCAAAUACUACUUCACUGCUUUGGUGUUUUGAAAAGUAUGUAAAAUGGUGCUUUGUAGAGGCAGUGGUGUGGUGGGUUGACUCUGGCUGGAGACCAGGUGCCCACCAAAGCUGCUCCAUCACUCCUCUCUUCACUGGACAGGAGAGAGAAAAUAUAAAAAAAGGACAGGGAGAGAUUGAUCACUAAUUACAGAUUUGGCUUGGGGCAAAUUUAAAUUAUUACUAAUGAAAUCAGAGUAGUAUAAUGAGAAAUAAAACCAAAUCUUAAAAAUACUUUCCUCCCAUCCCUCCCUUCUUCCCAGGCUUACCUUUACUCCUGAUCUUCACUAUCUUCAUCCCACAAUGGUGCAGGGGAACAGAGAAUGUAUCAGUUCAUCAGUCUCUACCACUUCUUCCUCCUCAUGGUGAGGAUUCCUCACACUCCUGCCCUGCUCCAUUAUGGGGCCCUUCUUACAGUUCUCCAUGAACUUCUCCAACGUGAGUUCUUCCCACAGGCUGCAGUUCUUCACAAACUGCUCCAGUGUGGCUCCCUGGCAUGGGAUGCAGUCUUUCAGAACAGGCUGUUCCAGUGUGAGUUCCCUGUGGGAUCACAAGUCCUGACAUCAAACCUACUCCAGCAUGGGCUUUCCAUGUGAUCACAGCCUCCUCUGGGCAUUCCCCUGCUCCAGCAUGGGCUCCUCCACAGGCUGUAGGUAGCUAUCUGCUCCACCAUGGCCUCCACGGCAGGGGCACGGCUGUCUCACCAUAAAACACCAGGGCAAUCUCUGCUCUGGUGUGUGGAGCACCUUCUCUGCCUCCUUCCUCACUGACCUUGGUGUUGACACUGUGGUUUCUCUCCUCUCUUCAGCUGCUGUUGCACAAGUUUUUUUCACCUGUCUUAAAUACGUUAUCCCAGAGGUGCUACCACUGCCACUGUUGGACUCAGCUUUGGCCAGUGGUGGGUCUGUCUUGGAGCCGGCUGGCAUUGGCUCUGUCAGGAGUAGGGGAAGCUUCUAAUGUCUUCUCACAAAAGCCACCACUGUAGCCCUCUCUGCUACCAAAAGCUUGCCAUGCAAACUCAACACAGGUGGCAUUGCCAGGGUGUAGCAUGUCCCUACAGCUACUGCAGUGUACAGUUUGUCUUAGCUAGGCUGAAGCUCUGUAUGCAAAGCUAAUGGAAAAUAAAAUGCUGCUUCGAAAUAAAAU